AUGACGCAGUUCGUCUUUGCAGACCGCUUCAUUUUGCCAGAAAGCUCUGCCCUGGCUUCGACGAGGCUACACAUCAUGUUUUACGCAUCUCUUGUGGUGCAGCAUGUCACCUUUCACGCCUUGUCCCACUCUUGGCUCAAGGGCGACAGCAAGGAGAUGCUCAAGAAGCGAUGCUGGAUUCUCACCACGCUUGCCAGCUUUGUGAUGUGCAUCGCAAGCUUGCCCUACCUCUACGACCUGUUUGCUGGCGGCUUCGACCUCCACACCCUUCGACCACGAACAAAGACCGUGGCCGAACCACUCGCCGCCUUCUUCGUUGCGUACCUCAUUUCGGAUUUGACGCUUGGCUCGAUAUACUAUCGCAAGUUAAUUAACCUCUCUUCCGGAUGGAUUCACCACAUCGCUUACACCUUCUUGUUCGCUCUUUGGGUGCACAAAGGCUGGGCUCACAUUGCAGCUGCCGCGGCCAUCUUUGAGCUACCCACGCUCAUCAUGGGGAUCGCUUCCAUCUAUCCACCGCUCCGUUCCAACAUGGCGUUUACCGUCACCUUUUUCUCCACGCGCGUCUUCUACCACGCCGUCUUGAUUGUAGCCAGCGUCACCGGUCACGGUCGCAGCGCACCAGCCAUCAAUGGUAGCUGGGGUCCGGCCAUCAGUUUGCUCGCCACCUAUCCGAUGCAUGUCUGGUGGGGCUACAAGUGCAUCUGCAGCGUUCGACGCCGGAUGCACAAGCGCAAAUUGGAAGCUGCUCAAGUCGCCAAAGAAAAGGCCUCGCUUGCUUCAGCUGCUGGUCAACUGUUCAACGGCAUGGCUGCUCCCGAUACAAGCAGUGCCGUCAACACGCCGGCCGUCACCCCCGGUGCAGGAGCUACACCAGUCACUGCCAACUUUGGUGCCACUGGUCCCGUUCAUGCUGCCUUCGCUCGCGCCGCAUCAGCUGCUGCUCUUCCGCCUGUGAGCCUUUUCUUACCCAACCGCCGCAAGGGACGAGGUCGGGAUGGAGAGAGCUCUGAGGUCCAUCUGCUCCUCUCCAAGACGCUCAACCCAAGGUACAUCAACUCGAGCUCGGUCUUUACCGCGCCCGUCGCACCUGACGGGGCUGGACCGAACGAUACGGAGCCAUUUUUGGCUAUCCGUUCGCCUGCCGAAUCAAGAGACCGUGCGCGAAGGCUUGUGGCCGAUGCAGUGCGCAAGGUUUGGAUCAGCGCUCCUGCCAGUUGGAGGCGUCAAUUCGAGGAGGAAGCAGGCGUGCGACCCAAAGGCCUCGGAGCCACAGGACGUGUACUAUCCUAUACCACCGACGAGUCUUCGGAGGAGUACGAGGAGCUCGAUUCCGACACGGCAGCAACGUCAGCGUUGGCAUCCGAGAUGUCCGAAUCACGCGCGCGCCGCUACCUCGAAGCACAACGUACGCGCAUCCGUCGCGCCGUACUGCGUGCUGUUCGCACAGCGAUCAACGGUCGAGAUGCGGAUGGCGUCAAGGCCGUCACCUCGCACCGCGGCGAUCGGAUCAACACGUUUGCCGAUGGUGCUGUGGCAGCGGCGGGCGACGUUCGACCCACGGGCAUCGAUCGAACGCUGCUUUCGCUCGAUUUCAGCUCGCUGAUCAAGUAUUUGCCUCCUGAUUUUUUUGGGCAGAACGACGAGAUUCGCGAGUUCCCUGUCGAGCAGGUGGCUCAGGGUGGGCGCCGCAGACGCAUUGUUGGUCAGAUUCGACGUCGGAUGGAGGUAGCCCGUAGUGAUUUUGUUGUCUUCGAUUAG
This is a messenger RNA of Mycosarcoma maydis (corn smut), 1761 nucleotides long. RefSeq lists its product as uncharacterized. Gene Ontology annotation, cellular component: endoplasmic reticulum; membrane. The coding region runs from base 1 to 1761 and encodes 586 amino acids. The record is from RefSeq and is a predicted model, not a curated record. NCBI's taxonomy places the organism in Eukaryota, Fungi, Basidiomycota, Ustilaginomycetes, Ustilaginales. The transcript has a single exon. Gene Ontology annotation, biological process: lipid homeostasis.